UGCUGUCAUGUAACCUAUUCAAUACCUAGCAAAAUUUAUGAGUUUUUUAUGCAUUACCGAUGUCUAUUUUUAGGUAAAUGUUUAAAGCAAAAUGAAAUUGGCGAGUGUAUCACCCUCGUGGCUGACAAAAUGGAAUAUUUUUAUGGAAUAUGUUUGUUCAAGAGGAUUUGGUACAUAUAUAGAGUUAUCACGAAGAUCGCGACGGUCUUUGAGUAGUGGAGUUUGUUCUCGGAAUGAACAGUGUAUUUUAGAUUCCUGUUGCAUAAAUCCUGCUUGUAAAGAGCCACGUGUCAUCAUUGUUGGGGCGGGAAUGGCUGGUUUGUCUGCAGCUCAUCGUCUCACGCAGUGUGGUGUUCGAAAUUUUGUUGUACUGGAAGCAAAAGAAAGACCUGGUGGUAGAAUUCAUUCCUGUUGGCUGGGCGACGCUGUUAUUGAAAUGGGUGCAGAGUGGAUAUACGGAGCGUGCUUGCCUAAUUCAGUUUACACACUGGCGUCUCAGGACCGGCUAUUACAGACACCCCUUCCUCGAUUGGAUCCAUCAAGAGGGUUAUUUUGCACAAGCGAAGGGCGAGCUGUUGAUUUACCCGUGACCAUAACAGCAUAUCAUACAUUUCGGCAAAUAGAACAGCAAGCUGCAAAUUUGUUCAGAUUGGGCGGUGAAAUGCCACAUGGAAGUUUGCUCAAUUUUCUCGGUUUGCGAAUUCAACAGGAACUGCAUAACUUUCCAGAGGAUCAGAGAUAUGAUGCCGCCCGCGUAAUGUUCGGUCUUUCAAAUAUAUUACGCAACCGUUGUGGCGAUGAUCUUUCUUUGGUGAGCGCAGAUCAAUACGGCAGUUACAUUGAACUACCAGGCGGAAGCGUCAGAGUUCCACUCGGUUACGUCGGAGUGCUGGCACCUUUGCUCCGAGGGUUAACAGACAACUGCAUUCGCUACAACAAGGCAGUAAAUGUGAUAAGAUGGGGCAAAGGACAAGCAGGAGACGGCAGAGUACUAGUUAAAUGCUGUGACGGGGAGGAGCUUACAGCAGACUAUGUUAUUGUGACAUUGUCAUUAGGGUGUUUGAAGUGUCAAGCCGAUAAAUUAUUUGCUCCCCCUCUUUCCACAUGCAAACUUGAUGCCAUUUGUAGCUUAGGCUUUGGUCUGAGUGAUAAAGUUUUCCUAGAGUAUGCUGAACCGUUUUGGGUUUGUCAUGAAGGUAAUCUCAAACUAGCUUGGUCGGCAGAAGAACUGCAGUCGAGGAGCGAUUGGAGUAAAGGAGUGUGCUCUGUGGAUGAAAUGCCAGGCAGUAAGCAUGUUUUGUGUGCAUGGAUUUCCGGCCAAGAGGCGGCGAUGAUGGAAUCGAUGUCUGAUGGCGAUGUGGCUGAAGGUCUCACCCAACUAUUACGCAAGUUUACUGGAAAUCCGUGUCUGCCAUAUCCUCAGAUGAUGUUGAGGUCCCGAUGGGCGUCCGACCCGCACUUCUGCGGCGCCUAUUCAUACAUGGGUUGCUGCUCGACUGUGAGCCACCAGUGUGAACUAGGCACACCCUUGCCUGGUCCUUGUGACGCGGGGGCUCCUAUUCUCUUGUUUGCUGGUGAAGCAACUGUGCCAGGCUACUUCGCCACUGUACACGGUGCGCGUCUCAGUGGUAUUCGCGAAGCAGAACGUAUCGUUUUACUCACUAAAAAGUUCGAUGGUCCUCCACCACCAUAAACUUAUUCAUUACUGUCUAUUGUUUUUUUUUCUGUUGAUAUUUUGUGUUUUUUUUUAAUGUCUUUGAUUAAAUAAAUUUUAAUUCUAAA
Molecule: messenger RNA, 1782 nt
Organism: Leptidea sinapis
Lineage: Eukaryota; Metazoa; Arthropoda; Insecta; Lepidoptera; Pieridae
Product: peroxisomal N(1)-acetyl-spermine/spermidine oxidase-like
Exons: 2
Coding region: 92-1693 (533 amino acids)
Molecular function (GO): polyamine oxidase activity
Source: RefSeq, a predicted model, not a curated record